Coprinopsis cinerea okayama7#130 is the source of this 2544-nucleotide messenger RNA. RefSeq lists its product as hypothetical. The coding region runs from base 1 to 2544 and encodes 847 amino acids. The transcript is spliced from 12 exons. The record is from RefSeq and is a predicted model, not a curated record. Lineage: Eukaryota; Fungi; Basidiomycota; Agaricomycetes; Agaricales; Psathyrellaceae. Gene Ontology annotation, biological process: positive regulation of mitotic metaphase/anaphase transition; anaphase-promoting complex-dependent catabolic process; protein K11-linked ubiquitination. Gene Ontology annotation, cellular component: nuclear periphery; anaphase-promoting complex.
AUGGAAUCCAACGCGUAUCCUCCGCUAGCCAACGUCCACGUCCCAGUUCAAAGUCGUGUUCUGAGCACGUCUUGCUGUCCCGACAAAGAUCUGGUUCUUCUAAUCUCUCGUCUUGGUGGUCUCGAUCGCAUCAGCCUCUGGAACUCGAACUCCGGCGCCAAGGUCUGGGAGACAGAUGUAGGGGAAGAGGAUGCAACCGUCAACGUCAACGGCAUCGCUUGGAGUCCGGAUGGUUUGCAUACUCGCUUUCCACAAGCUAUCGGCUCGACUGAAUACAACAACUUAGGUCAAACAAUCGCCUGCAUGCUCGACCCACCUCGGGUUUCGCUACACUCCAUCCAGGACGGUCGCAUCGUAACCCGUCUGCCUUUGCAGCUCCCAGCCACGAAACUUAGGAAUCAGCUGGAAGGAAUUUGGUGGUUUUGUCCCCCUCCAAAGCCUGUUCAGAAUUCGAUUAUUCCCGACAUCUUCAAACGAAAUAACAUCAUAACCGGUUCUGCAGAGUCCAUCCUCAAGAACUUGCCUUAUCUUGACCCUCUUCCAGAAGAUUCUGAUAAACUAACCGCAACCAAUCUCUUCGCUUUUCAAGGCUCCCAAACCCGAUCCCACAGCAAGUCCCAGCUUCCCGAGGCAAUCAACACAUGGCCGACUCUUUCUCCCGACUCGAAGGCUGCCGCAGUGGAUUCGACUAUCCAACAUCAAUCCUCUAUCAAGCCCCAAGGAACUCUGGAUGAAAAGGACGACUCCAACCUCAACAGCAUUCUAAUGAUAUCAGACACUCUUGGCAACAUCUAUAGCUUUUUCGACGGCGCUUUUCCUCUCGGUGUGGUUUCUCUAGGCCGAGAAGCGUCCUUUGUGACCGUUGAGAAGUCCAGCCGUGAUUUUAAAUUCUUCGGGCACGCGAAAUUCAACUCUCUUUCAUCUCCAAGAAUACUCAUUGCGCCUACCAUCGUCGACAUGCCUCUCCUUGCUAAUCGGAAUAUCCGUGACCUGGCAAGGCUGUCUUCUAUUGUCCGAGACCUUACAUGGUACAUAAUGCGGGUUGUCAGGGAAAUGAAGGAGGCUUGGUUCGGUAACGAGACCUCGACAGGUGCACGAGAACUAGGCCCUCGCUGGGUAGCCGCGCUCGAGGAGAAGCAGAAAGAGCAAUUCGGGCAGGACUCCGCUGAUCCCAUUCUCGACCUCACCUGGUUGCUUACGACAGGGCGUGCAUCGGAAGCCUUGGCCGAUUUUCUAGGAAGCGGUGAGCAGAUGAGCGAUAGGGGGAUUCAAAAGUGGGAAACUGUGAUGUCAGAUGCUCUGACAAAAUUGAGAGAUUAUUCAGAGAAGCGUCUUGCUCCCGCUUUGCAAAGAGUCCAUUUGGUACUCGAGGAACUCCAAGGCUGGGCUACUAUGUCCCGAUUUUCAGACUUCCAACUCGAUUCCAAGGAGAUCGCGGAUUCAAUCCGAGCUGCUGGCAGGGGCAUCGUGCUCGCCACUUGGCUGGCGGCUGCAGUUCGACGCGAACACUUCCGUUUCAAGGAGUUCAUCAUCUGGCUGCGGUUCGAGAGCACGAACAUCAACGCACAAAAUCCCACCGACAACCAGACGUCUCGCCACGACAUCUUGGAAGUGAAUAACUACUUCGUGUCCGGCCUCACGUCUUCUUCCAUUGAUCUAUGGUUCCAAGGUGAGGUCCCCCAAUUUCGACCGCGCGAUUUGGGCGUGCCCGAGCCACAGAACGACCAAUUGGAGUCUGUGAUGGAGCGCGCUGCCCAAGUGGCAAGAAGUCCGCCUGCCUUGGAGUGGCAAGAGAAUAUUAUGCAAAAUGAUCACAGAGGGGUUCAACGGAACUUGGUGGCAUUGGCCGACCAUUUAGCCACCAGAUGCAGUCGGAUUUUCUCCCUUGCCGCUGGGGCGGCAUCUCGAUCCGCAAGUGUCCAUCAUCACGAGCCGGCAAUCGCAACGACAACGGAACCUAAAAGCAAUAAUCAAUCUGGGCUUGUAUUCCGAGAACGGAUCGCCCAAGAAGCGAAUGAAUUUAUCGAGAACUAUCUUACUAUUGUGAAGGAUCACAACGUUUUGGUUCUCGUCCAAUCUCGUUAUGGUGAUAGCGGCUCGGAUUUGUCUCUUAGAGUUGCCAUAGUCAGUCUCGACUGCGUUUUAGAUCAAGGCAGAACACUGCCUGCAACUAUCCUAGCCGCCGAUUACUUCGAUGAUGAGAGUGUCGUCGUCGUAGUUCGACUUAACAAAGACGCCUGGGUUUCCACUUUCGCCUACGCGAAUUUGGUGUACCUCGAAGUGCCCUACCGUACUGGGGUGACAGCGACGCUCGAAGACCUUGUUCAGAGUGCAAUAAACGAAUGGAAGGCGGGGAAUAUCACAUCUCUUCCCGUCCUUCUGACCCGGCGUCGCGUUUUGAGUGGGUGCCGGCAUGGAGAAGCGGAACUGGCUGUUAAUGGGCGAAGAAACAGGAGAGUGGCAUGCGUCGUAGAUGGGGUUGGAAAUCGGUUGGAGGCCUUUGAUCUUGGAGAUGAGGGUGAGGAAGUGGAGGAGGAAGAGUGA